Molecule: messenger RNA, 1388 nt
Organism: Kockovaella imperatae
Lineage: Eukaryota; Fungi; Basidiomycota; Tremellomycetes; Tremellales; Cuniculitremaceae
Product: S-adenosyl-L-methionine-dependent methyltransferase
Exons: 4
Coding region: 432-1328 (298 amino acids)
Molecular function (GO): S-adenosylmethionine-dependent methyltransferase activity
Source: RefSeq, a predicted model, not a curated record
UGCCUGCCUUACUGGUCGACCGGUUACUAGAAGGGACUCUCGCCGCGUCAUGGUGUAACUAAUGCCACGUCAUGGUACUCUUGUGCCAACUUCGGCCGACAGCUUUGUCGGGUCUACUCACCCGAAAAACGAUGAAUGCAUCAGUGUGACAGGCGCUCGCGAUGCCCUGCGCAUGUAGUGCUGAAUGCUCUAGGAAUCGAGCACCGGACCCAUAGAUUCUCGCAGCCAGCCAUUGACUGAUACCCUUCGCCUACAUCUGUGCCGUGUUGGAGCUAAAGUCGGUCUCCGGAUCCCCGAGGGUACAUGACGCUGAGCCCGAAUUAGAUCUGUAUUUGUACCCAGCUUCGUCUCAGUCGUUCACCCACCCCACUUUCCCGCCUCUUCCUCGUCUUCAUCCUGCAAAGAGACACAAUUGAGGUUGCCCAGCAGACAUGUCCGGCUCAAAUUACUCUUCCAGCCUUUCGAAUCACGCAGCGAAGCAGUACACCUCUCAAGCUUCGUUCGUCUACUCCAAGAACUAUACCGCGGCAAUAUGGGACUUGCUCAACCCUAAAGAGGGUGAGAAGAUCAUAGAUUUGGGAUGUGGGACUGGGGAGAAUACAAAGAGGAUCAAGGAUGCAGUAGGCGAACGAGGUGAAGUCUAUGGAAUAGAUUCAAGUCAAGACAUGCUGGACAAGGCUGGGAAAGACUCCUCCGACGUCAAAUGGGUACAAUGUGAUAUUCAAAAGAUUUCAGAGACUCUAGAUCCAUCGCUUGAAGGGACUUUUGACGCCGUCUUCACGUCGGCCGUCCUGCACUGGUGCAAGGAUGAUCCGGAGAGUGUCAUCCGAGGUAUCAGUUGGCUGCUCAAGCCAGGAGGAAGGAUAGCUUUUGAAUUUGGAGGUUUCGGUAAUGGUGCCGAAGUCAGGACAGCUCUGCACGCUGUAUUGAAACAGCGGAAUGUGGAUCCUGAGCCGCUCGACCCAUGGUGGUUUCCGACAGACACGCAGUACGAUCAGAUGCUCGCUCAACAUGGUUUCAAGACGUCCAGCAUUGGCUUGUUUCCUCGUCCCACUCCACUCGCCUCGGAUCUCAUAGGUUGGCUUGAGACUUUCUGCCGGAACACCUGGUUCGCCUCUUUCUCCAAGACCGAGGCAGAUGAGCUGUUAGAACAAGUCCAAGAUAUCUGUCGGCCGUCGUGUUACUGGAAACUGGAUUCCCCGGGGCAAGGUCGAGCAAAGGAUGAGCAAGCUGCUAUUUCAGCCGGCGCCGGCGAGAGAGGCUGGGGUAAGACGGAGGGAUGGAGUUUGAUGUAUAUUCGACUCAGAGGCCUAGCGACCAAAACCUAAGUCCCACUCGAGGAGAACACAAGACUGGGUGCAAAUCGGGAUUUGUAAUAAGGACAGAGA